This is a messenger RNA of Fusarium falciforme, 3927 nucleotides long. RefSeq lists its product as hypothetical. Bases 1 to 3927 code for a protein of 1308 amino acids. The transcript has 3 exons. Gene Ontology annotation, biological process: carbohydrate metabolic process. The record is from RefSeq and is a predicted model, not a curated record. Gene Ontology annotation, molecular function: chitin binding. Lineage: Eukaryota; Fungi; Ascomycota; Sordariomycetes; Hypocreales; Nectriaceae.
AUGUUUGCCCAGUCUGGCCAAGCCACUAUCGGCCUCUACGUUGGCCAAGGCCUCCAGAGUCAAGUGAUUGGCUCUUCUGCCCUCAAGCUCCUCGAGGAUAACCUUGCCAACUUGAAUGUCACAACGCCCACAUUGGCCAUGCAAUUCUGUGGUCCGGACCUUGGCGGCGCCCAUUCGUUUGGCCUGAUGGUAACAAGCAACGCCACUUUUGGUUCCCUCCAGAACGCUGUUCAGUCCUGGGCGAAUGGAACUUGCCUGUCCUUUUCACAGUCCACCAACAUGACGGGCCAGGUCUUGUACACAACGCCACUUGACAAGUUGGCUGAUGCCAAAAACUCUACCAAGCCAUCCAAGCUCGCCAUCACGAACAAUCGGCAUUCCAGACGUCAUCAGCAUCUUCAUGUCCGUGCCGAGUGCAAGACUAUCCAGGUCAACUCCGGCGAUAGCUGCGCCAAGUUGGCAAGCAGAUGCGGCAUCUCGGCCAGCGACUUUACCAAGUACAACCCGGGAUCCAAGUUCUGUUCCGAGCUGAUGCCCAAGCAGCAUAUUUGCUGCUCCAAGGGAGACCUCCCUGACCUCCGACCCCCCAAGAACUCUGACGGAUCUUGCCAUGCCUACAAGGUUCAGGAGAACGAUAACUGCGCCAGCAUUGCUAUCGAGAACGGUCUCAAAAUGGAAGAUCUUGAAAAGUUCAACAAGAAGACCUGGGGCUGGGCUGGGUGCGAGCGCCUAUUCUACAAGACUGUCAUGUGCUUGAGCGAGGGUGACCCCCCCUUCCCCGACCCCAUUUCCAACGCUCAGUGCGGUCCGCAGAAGCCAGGUACCGAGAAAUCCAAGGACGCCACUGAUAUCUCUGAUCUCAACCCCUGCCCCCUGAAUGCCUGCUGCAACAUCUGGGGCCAGUGCGGUAUCACCAAGGACUUUUGCACUGAUACUAAUACUGGUGCGCCUGGAACUGCCAAGGAAAACACCAACGGCUGCAUCUCCAACUGUGGUACCAAGAUUGUCAAGGGCAGCGGCGAUGGUUCAGUGCGUGUUGGAUACUUUCAAGGCUACGGAAUUGGCCGUGACUGUCUCUAUCAGGAUGCUUCUCAGAUCGACGCGUCAAAGUAUACGCAUUUGCACUUUGCAUUUGGCACUCUGACCCAGGACUUUGAUGUUGAGGUAGGCGACAAGCUCUCCCAAUAUCAGUUUCAAGAGUUCAAGCGCGUCAAGAAUGUCAAAAAGAUUUUGUCUUUCGGUGGUUGGGACUUUUCGACCAACCCCGCCACCUAUGCCAUCUUUCGCGAGGGCGUCAAGCCUGCCAACCGCCUCACUAUGGCUACCAAGAUUGCCAAUUUCAUCAUCAAGAAUGACUUGGAAGGUGUUGAUAUCGACUGGGAAUACCCUGGAGCGCCUGAUAUCCCCGGCAUCCCGCCAGCUGAGAAGGAUGAGGGGAAGAACUAUCUCGCCUUCCUCGCCGUCUUGAGGAACCUGCUGAAGGGCAGGUCUUUGUCUAUCGCUGCUCCUUCUUCCUACUGGUACUUGAAGCAGUUCCCAAUCAAGGACAUUGCCAAGGUUUUGGACUAUAUCGUCUACAUGACGUAUGAUCUCCAUGGCCAGUGGGACACAGAGAAUGCCUUCUCGCAGGAAGGGUGCGACUUUGGUAACUGCCUCCGCAGCCAGGUGAACCUCACUGAGACUCAAUACUCGUUGGCGAUGAUCACCAAGGCAGGUGUCCCAAGCAACAAGGUCAUCGUAGGCGUCACCAGCUUUGGUCGAUCUUUCAAGAUGGCCGAGGCGGGUUGCUACGGACCGGAGUGUCUCUAUACUGGCGACAGGUUGAACUCGGGUGCAAAGAAGGGGAAAUGCACCGAUACCGCCGGUUAUAUUGCUGAUGCUGAGAUCGGCGAUAUUCUCAAGGAUACAAGCCGUGUUGUCAAGCAUUUUGUCGACUCGACCAGCAACAGCGACAUUCUCAUCUACGAUGACACCGAGUGGGUCUCCUACAUGAGCAGCAGCACCAAGAAGGUUCGAGAGAAUCUCUACAAGUCAUGGGGCAUGGGCGGAACUACUGAUUGGGCUGUUGAUUUGCAGACUUAUCACGACGUUCCCAAGCCAGCAAAGAGCUGGGCCCUGUUCAAGGAAGCUGUCAGCCAAGGGAAGAACCCCAAGGAAGAUUUCACUCGAACCGGCAACUGGACAGACUAUUACUGCACUGACCCUUUCGUCAGUCGCUCAAAGGAGUACACUGUGAUCGAGCGGUGGAGAGGGCUGCAAGCUGAUGAUGCAUGGAAAGAUGUCAUCAGAACUUACAAAGACACGGACAAAGACGGUGGCCUCAUUUUCUCGGAUUCGGUUGCCCAGACUCUCAAUACUGGAAAUGGUGUGGACUGCGGAUCGAUAUCGGGGGCCGGCUGCAACACUAAAAGCACCUGCUUGAAUGGAAUGGACGCGGAAGAUUCCGGACCUGCUGCAGAGAUGAUCUGGGAUUCGUUUGUCUAUCUCCAUGAGAUGUUUGCGGCCUUUGACUUUGCGCUGUACAAGGCAGCGACCGGCAUCAGCUUCUCCCUCGACGACUUUGGGAACAAGUUUGCUCCAAUCCCUGAGGAGGAGGACAACACAUGGCUUCUGGUCCUGAUCGAUCUUGUCACUAUCGGAACCGCCACCGCUGCUGGGCCCUUUUUCAACUCGUUCCUUAAGAAGCUCCCAUACUUUGCCGCCAACGCCGCCACCCACGACAAUAUCAAGGAUACAACCAUGACGCUGAUUGGCCAGAGUACAACUCUGGCCAAGGACUUGCUGUCAUCUAAAGACUCUGACUGGACACCGGAGAAGCAGGCUUCAUUUAACAGUUAUAUGGGCCAAAUAAUCAAAUAUUGGUCCGGUGCUAACGUUAACGCACUACGCUGGAUUUUCGACGGCACAGAUGAGGCAAUUGAUACACUAUGGAACCUCAUCUCUGACGGGAAGCUGGUCGGGGGCCCCUUGUAUAAUGGGGAAAGCACCCUAAAGCAGGAAGAUGAUCUCCAAGCCAACAUUGAGAAGUCCUUCUACGGGCUCAACAUCCCUACCCUCUGGCGACUUUCCGGGACGUAUGCCUUUGUUCUCGACUCAGGUUAUAACUGCAAUGAGGAAUACCCUGUCAAAGACUAUCUCGACGAAGACACCAUGGACGCCACCAGCGUGUGCUACGAAGGGAGACGUUACUAUUUGGUAUAUCCCAAGGGUGACUCCGAAGAAUGCUCUUGUUCUUAUAUCCAUACCCACUGUGAGAGGACUUGUAAGAACAACAAGUUCAGUGCGCCGCCCGGCCUGGACUCGUUGGACGGCACGUUGUUUGGAGGCAUCACGAAAGAGGACCUGAUCAAAGGAUCCGUCCGCACUUAUAACAAGAAUGGGAAAAAGAACGUGGCGGGUGAUUGGGACCCUACCGGCGAUGACAGUACCUUCCGGGACCUUCUUGAUGUCGACAUCACGACCCCAGGCCUCGUGCGUCUCCCUGUAUGUAGCCCUGAGCGCGCAUUUCAAUCAUGGGAUACGGCCUCCAAGGGCUCCAGCCCCUCCUAUCCGUGCGACAUCCCCCCCGGCAAGAAUGAGUGCGGAGACUCGACCUUUGUGAACGAGACGAGCGACAAAUCCCCAUUGGUGAAGGAUUGUGAGUCCAUCAUCAAGAACAUUGAAGGAGACGGCGGCACCAAGUGGACGACGCAAGUUGCGGGCAAGAAUCAGCGCAAGAUUGCGGCCGCUGGCACAUGCGCGUUUGGAGUCGAGGCUACCAAGGUCGAUGGAAACGUGAAUUUUGCUUUCGGUGGACAGGAUCUCAUCGACAUCAACACUUCCGUUGAGAAGUAUAGCAAGGACGGCAAGAUCGGUGCCACGGGUGAUUUGCACUGCAGCGGUAAUGUGAAGCAACAGCCUGUUCACUGGGCUAUCUAUCAUACCUGA